AUGUCUAACCCCGCCAUUCCCGCCAGUCUGCGUGACUACGUGAUCAAAGGCCACAAAGCGCCUGGUCCGAACGACCCUAGCGCCCCAAAGGGCGGCGACAUCACUCCUGGAGCAUGGCACGCCUUCAAAGGCAAGUGGGAGCCCGUCGCCCCCUCCAAAGGGUCUACUAGUGGCCCGCUCAAGCUCGUCACCUGGAACGUGGACGGGUGGGGUGCGUCCGCCGAGAAGCGGCUCGACGCCAUUCUUGCGUGUAUCUUUGCACGCUCUCCGGAUCUAAUCCUACUGCAGGAACUGAGCCCCACCAAUACCGAGCACCUCCUCGCCCAUCCCACCAUUCGGGCAGAGUGGUAUUGCACGCGCUCGCGUGCGCCGAGCGAGAUCAUCACUCAGGCCACGCUGGCACGCCGUUCCCGGUUCCAAAACGCUCUGGGAGAGGUCCACACCCUCUCCCUCCCGUCCCGCUAUGGGCGGGACAUUAUCGUCACCGACGUCUGCGUUGACGCAGGUGUGGUGCGGUGCAUGAAUGUCCACCUCGACAGUCUCGCUCACGACCCCUCCUUCCGGCCCGCACAGGUCCGCAUGGCCGCUGAGAGUAUCGCUGCGGCGGGUGGGCGGGGGUUCGCUGCUGGCGACUGGAACUCGGUACUCCCUAUCGAUGCUGGGCUUUGUCGUGAGAAUGACCUCAUUGACUCAUGGGAGGUUACGCGUAAAGGCGAGGACGGCUUUACCUGGAACUGGGACGGGAGGAGCAAGGAGCCGUUCCCGCCGAACCGCCUCGACAAGAUCGCGAUUGCUGGGAUGGCUUGCAAAGAUAUCCGUGUCCUCGAGCCGGGAUCGCUCGAGAGCGGGGUGGACUGGAGCGACCACUGCGGGCUGUAUGCCGAGCUUGUGGUUACGGGGGCGAAGUUGUAG
Molecule: messenger RNA, 912 nt
Organism: Cutaneotrichosporon cavernicola
Lineage: Eukaryota; Fungi; Basidiomycota; Tremellomycetes; Trichosporonales; Trichosporonaceae
Exons: 1
Coding region: 1-912 (303 amino acids)
Biological process (GO): double-strand break repair
Cellular component (GO): PML body; cytoplasm
Molecular function (GO): 5'-tyrosyl-DNA phosphodiesterase activity; single-stranded DNA binding
Source: RefSeq, a predicted model, not a curated record